Molecule: messenger RNA, 546 nt
Organism: Penicillium robsamsonii
Lineage: Eukaryota; Fungi; Ascomycota; Eurotiomycetes; Eurotiales; Aspergillaceae
Exons: 2
Coding region: 1-546 (181 amino acids)
Source: RefSeq, a predicted model, not a curated record
AUGAGACUCACGGCUGCUUUACUCUUUGUCGGAACGGCCUGGGGUGCCCAACACCAUCACCGACGGGAUACGGACAAUGGCAUCAAUCUUAGUGCAAUCUCAAGCGCACUACAGCAUCUGAUGGGCAACACAACAGCCACUGCAAACUUUGCCAACAUCUCGCCGCCACCUAGAUCGCUCAUCCCCGAGAUUCUAUCGGUCGUACCCGUAUCGGUCAUCUGGGAACUCGUCAACCCAGCGGAGCGCAGCUCCCUUGCCAGUCAAUUUAAGGCCGGUACUACCCCCGCCUGGUACGGCGCCCUCCCAUCGGACGUGAAAGACUACAUGUCGGUGGUCAAGUCACAAAUCUCUGCGGGGGCAUUGACAGCCACAGCGUCCGAGGAUAAGCCCACGGCAGCAAAUACGGGGGCAGCGACAGCAACUGCGACCGAUGGUACUUCUGGGGCCAGCUCGACUUCGUCUAAAGGUGCGGCUGCACAGCCCACGGGGUUGACCGUGUCAGCAUUGGGGGCGCUGGGAGUGCUUGGACUAGCACUAGCUCUGUGA